Neurospora crassa OR74A is the source of this 2179-nucleotide messenger RNA. RefSeq names its product chlorogenic acid esterase. The transcript has 5 exons. The coding region runs from base 83 to 2179 and encodes 698 amino acids. Lineage: Eukaryota; Fungi; Ascomycota; Sordariomycetes; Sordariales; Sordariaceae. The record is from RefSeq and is a predicted model, not a curated record.
GUUCAUGUUUACACUCUUUGACCUUCAGCGAUGAUGUCGACUUGAUGUAGAACCGUGGACAGCAAUAGAUAUCUAUACAAGAAUGGCCAGGAUUCCACUCAAAACCUUGGCCCUGCUAUGGAGGCUUCCUUGUAACAGUCAUACUUCGCGCACUACACCAACACUCCGACAAGCAACCGAGAAGUUGGCCUUCCUUGGCCAGAACCGUAUUCGUAUUCCUGUUGUCCGCCUGCGUAGAGGCGUCAAGAAGUGUCUAACCUUGGAAGUUGGCGCAGAUUGGGGAUCGCCGACGCUCGACAACAAGGACAGUGCUGGCAUGAUCAAGCUAUUUUCCGAAACUGCCUCACGCUACCCGCAUGGCCCCAUAUGGCCUUGGAUCUCACGAUACUUCGCCAGUAUGCCUGUUCUACAAGAGUUUGGUUCUGGCCUCUUUGCCAACACCACAUUUACUCAUUUCACCUCAUCGAUACCGCACUUUUAUGCCACGUCAAACUGUGAUCCAGGAAUCAUGAGAGUGGUUUGCUUAUCCUACGUCUGGUUAGCCUCCAUAUUGGGCCUUGGUUUUCGAGGAGGAGUGGCACCUGCGAUAGCGUCGUUCGCUUCUUGCGUGGACCAGUCUGACCUAUCAGUGACAGUCCUGGGAGGCGUAGUUCACGGAAUCGUCAACGAGACGGAAGAUGCGUGUGUACGCCAGUUUCUGGGUAUCCCUUUUGCCCAACCCCCUGUAGGAGACCUUCGCUUUGCCCCGCCACAGCCUGCUGAGCCGUUCGGUGACCUCGAUGCCAAGAAGCUUCCACCAAGCUGCAUCCAAUACCUCUCUACAAGCCCGCCCUCCAUCUAUACCCAGUACUUGAACGAGUACAAUGUCCAGGGUCUCAAUACCACCAGCCCUGAUAUCAGCGAGGAUUGCCUAACUCUAAGCAUUUGGGCCCCACCAACUACUACCGACGACAGUCUCCCCGUCAUCGUCUUCGUCUACGGCGGUGCCUUUAGCACAGGAGGUCAAGACGUCCCCGUCCAGAUCCCCACGGACUGGGUACAGCGCACCAAAAGCCACAUUGUCGUCACCUUCAACUACCGCCUCAACAUCUUUGGCUUCCCCAAUGCUUUGGGCAUUCCCCUGGACGAGCAAAAUGUCGGCCUCCUCGACCAAAGACUCGCCGUAGAAUGGGUCCAAGACAACAUCGAGGCCUUUGGUGGUGACCCGACACGCAUCACCCUCUGGGGCCAAAGUGCCGGUGCCGUGUCCGCGGGUUACUUCCAAUACGCCUAUCCUACGGACCCAAUCGUGAACGCGGUGAUCAUGGACUCCGGCAGCGAGCUGACACCGGUCGCUCAAAACCUCGACUUUGCCCAUUUUGGUUUCACUCGUAUCGCUGGCCAGGUGGGUUGCGGCAACCUCACGGCGGCAGAGGAGCUGGCGUGUAUGCGCUCUGACAGUGUCACGGCAGAAGCCAUCAACAAGGCUGUGCAGACUACCAAUGAGGCGGCAGGGACGGACAUUACCAAGUACGUCUUUUUUACGCCGGUGGUGAAUAAUAGAACGGUGUUCCCGGAUUAUACGGCCAAGUCGUUGGCAGGGGAGGUUGCCAAUGUUCCCACAAUUCUCGGCAGUAAUGCCCAGGACGGCCUCGCUUUCGUCAUCCUCAGCACUGCCGUCAACCAAACCGAAGUUUUCGAAGCGACACUAGAUCUCUUCUUUUGCCCAGCCUUCAAAGCGGCUACCAACCGCCUCCUAGCCUCAGUCCCCGUCUUCCGCUACGAAUACUUUGGCAACUUCACCGACGUCUCGCCCCUCCCCUUCCUAGGCGCCUACCACGGCGCCGAACUCCCCCUCAUCUUCGGCACUUACGACAUCUUUGCUGAAACUUCGACCCAGUCGCCGCCGCCGGACAAAAAGCUGGAAGUUGCCACGAGCCGUACAAUUCAGAAUGAUUGGGUGGCUAUUGCAGCCGACGGGGCAGCUGGUCUGGAGGAGAGAGGAUGGCCUCUAUAUUCGAGUGUGGAGGAGGGGUUGAUUAGAACCUAUGGGGUCGCUGCGCCGGUUGAGUCGACGGAGGAUGGAUGGGGUGCAGGGGGCGCAGGGGGCAUUGGUGGUGUACCGGCUGGGGUGGCGGAUGCGAGGAGGAUUGAGGCGUUGUGUCCGGCGAUUUGGCAGCCGGCGGAAGUGUCGGAGUGA